UCGUCAACACUGGCGUUGUUCUCCGGCUCGUCCGUUUUCCGACUGUCCCGUUUGCGGAUCAGCGGACCGUCCGGAGAAACGCCAGUAACCCUUUCUUAUUUACUUUUUAUGAGCCAUUUGCGCCUCACUUAUCACAAUGCUGUCGUCUUAAUCAGUUUCUCUAAGUUUGUUACUUCACUCUCUGUGUAAACCAAACGCUUCCUGCGCAAAGAAGCACCGUGCGCGCCGAGAUGUCGGACCGCGAAGUUCGUUCCCGCAAGAAGCGCAAAGCAGCGCUGGAGAAAGGAACAGCUGACGAAGGUUCCAAGGAAAAGCAUAAACCCCAAAAGCACUCAGAUUCUGAGUUAGAAGAUGACGCGUCAGUUACUGAACCGAGUGCAACAGCAAGAAUUGCGUUCUUGGUUGUUUUCAUCGCCCUGGCCAUGAUGGUUGGAGCUAUCUUUUUGGCACUGCAGAGUUCGUCAUCUUUAAAUGCAUUUUAUAAUGAAGCUGAGCAUGAAGCAAAUGAAGACUUCAUAGUUGCCCAAGAAGAAAUGGAAGUUGAAAGUCAGCAUUAUGCUACUGAUGUGGAGGGAUCUAGUGAAUUAGAGCCAAGUGUCCAAAGUAAAGAGCAAAGCAUCAACUUGGGAACCUUCAGCAUAGAUCCCACAGAGCCGCUGCAGGCUCCUGAGAAUGCAGCAUUUGACAGUAGCCAGACAAGCACACCGACACAGAACUUUGAGUCGUUCCAGACCACAGACCAUACGGAAGGGCCUGUUGGGCAGACAUCGGAAAUGGUAUCAUCAACGCUUACGGAAACAGAUGUCCUAAGCUCUACUGAAAUACUACAGCCUUCAGAGGCUUCAGAGAUUAAGCAGGAUGAAAGUGCCCAGGCAUUGUCCUUAGAGGCAACAAAAGUAUCUGAGGCUUCUUCACCUCCAGCAUCAGAGGUGGCCACAUCUACAUUGGAAACAAUGGCUUUGAAUGCAGAUCCACUUGAAGAACAGGCUGCUAUCACAAAUGAGUAUGAUGCAAGGAUUCAGAAGGAUCUCCAAGAAUCUGAAGAGCUAGUUGAGCAGAGCAUCCAGGCUUACUUGGAUGUGAUGAAGUUGCCGAAGGUACCCCAUGAGUUGUACCUCAGGGCGGGAAACAAAGCUGUGGAUCGCAUGCGCUUCCGAGGAAUUUUCACCAAAGCUAUAAAACUGCAGGCGGAAAUGAGCAGCAAGUUCCCAGAUAAUAUUGGAAUCAAGAAUCAAAUGGCAGUUUCUUACCUCAUGAUUGGGCAAGGAAAAGUUGCUGCUGGGCUGCUUGAACAGGUUUUGAAACAAGACCCAAAAAAUGGGUUUGCCAAGGUGCACUAUGGUUUCAUAUUGAAGACUGAAAGGAAUGACUUGGAAGGUGGCAUCAAGUAUAUGAGCGAAGGCAUCGCAACCAAGGAGCCAGGCGUCAUAGACGGUCGGUUUUACUUGCACCUAGGAGAUGCCCUCCAGAGAACUGGACAGAAUGAUAAGGCCCUGGACGUCUACAAAGAAGGAGUCAAGGAGGGGCUCUUUGCAUCUGUUUACCAGCGCUCUCUCUACAGCGUUGACGGCCUGAAAGCUCAGCCAUGGUGGGACCCAAAGGAAACACCUUAUGCAUCAAGUGUGAAGGAGCUGGAAAAGCACUGGAUUGACAUAAAAAAUGAAGCACUCUCUCUAAUGACUGACAAAGGUUUUAAACCUGAAGCUGAGAACCUGAGGGACUCGGGAGAUUGGAAGCAGUUUGAAAUUUUUGCAAGAGGUCAUAAGAUUGAGAGGAACUGCAGAUUGGCUCCUAAAACAUGUGCACUCAUAAGCCAGAUACCAGAUGCUGCAGGCUGUAAAAGAGGACAGGUAAGUGAUGUGCUUCCCCCAAAUGUGUCGGCCAGGAGAAACACCAUGAUGGCAGAACUCGCAACUGAGUAAAACUGAGCUUGGAAACUUCGGGUUUACUGGUGAAAUUUUUCAAUUAUAUUUUCCUCUGUAAAAUAGUUCGUACACAAUCACAUAUUAACCAUGACAGUACAAAAUCUGCAUAUGCACAAUAUAAUUCACAUAUUGCAGAAUUUUCUCAUUUUUAAAGGCUCAAACCUAUGCCGUCGAUAGCAGUGUGGCAUCAUAAACUAUGAGUAGAAGUUUAUGAGCUGCUCUUUUAUUCAAUGCAUUCUACUACUCAAAAACUGAGAACAAGAAAUGUACAGUGACCCGCAUUAUUAUUCUAACAAAUUUAAAAGAAGAUCUGGUGCAUGCCACUGUUCUGUUUGAAAUCAUAUUUAAGAAGGUCACAUUGCUUGGUCUGCAUCACACAACAAAACAGAUAGCAUUGUUCUUUGCUCGGUUCAUAUGGACUUUUGGAUGCAGUGGAAUCAUUCCACAU
This is a messenger RNA of Dermacentor silvarum, 2373 nucleotides long. Its product is annotated as aspartyl/asparaginyl beta-hydroxylase-like. NCBI's taxonomy places the organism in Eukaryota, Metazoa, Arthropoda, Arachnida, Ixodida, Ixodidae. Gene Ontology annotation, biological process: peptidyl-aspartic acid hydroxylation. The record is from RefSeq and is a predicted model, not a curated record. The coding region runs from base 231 to 1922 and encodes 563 amino acids. Gene Ontology annotation, cellular component: endoplasmic reticulum. The transcript is spliced from 12 exons. Gene Ontology annotation, molecular function: peptidyl-aspartic acid 3-dioxygenase activity; protein binding.